Messenger RNA from Cylas formicarius (sweet potato weevil), 3162 nucleotides. RefSeq lists its product as uncharacterized. The record is from RefSeq and is a predicted model, not a curated record. NCBI's taxonomy places the organism in Eukaryota, Metazoa, Arthropoda, Insecta, Coleoptera, Brentidae. Gene Ontology annotation, cellular component: plasma membrane. Gene Ontology annotation, biological process: iron ion transport. Gene Ontology annotation, molecular function: oxidoreductase activity; copper ion binding. The transcript is spliced from 9 exons. The coding region runs from base 229 to 2106 and encodes 625 amino acids.
UGUUACGCUCCGGUGUUUUGUUUUACGUGCCGACAAAUGCGCUGCGACCAGCCAAUUGAACAUUAAACUUUUCAAUAUCUUACCCAUAAAAGUAAUGUAAAAUGUAUUUCCAUAUUAUAAUCGUUAUGUGAAAAAGUAAUCGAAAUUGUUAUGUGAAACGGCAAAAAUAAUGUUUCAUUGGCGUUUGCGGUUCGAUGUGAAAAUUAUUACCGGCUAAGUGUUUUUGACAUGACUUGUUAUCCUGAAAAGAAUAACAAUUCUACAAUGUCCGCUGGUCAAAAUAUUCUCUUAAGACUGUCCAUAGUAUUAGGGAUGGCAGCCGCCGUGGUCACGAUACUGUAUCUGACUCCCAUGCCAGAUCAAAAUUUCAAGAGCUGUGAUAGACCCUGCCAUCAAUUAGACUGGCCUAUGAUAUGCCGGGUGAAACUGAAUAUCGAAAUGUAUCAUAUAGAUAAUCGAAUUUGUCAAGAUUGCAGAAACAACUCCUCCACGUCAUCCCACUGCAAUAACAUAUUUUGCGCUAUGACCGACACCUCUAAUUCCAACGGGAUUAUAACUGCGAAUCGACAGUUACCAGGGCCGGCUAUACAAGUCUGCGAGAACGACAUUUUGAUAGUUGAUGUGAUAAAUAAAAUUCCUGGUCAUAGCGUAUCGUUGCAUUGGAGGGGGCAACCUAAUGCCGAAACUCCCUUCAUGGAUGGUGUGCCAAUGAUCACGCAAUGUCCCGUUCCCAGCUUCACAACGUUCCAGUACAAAUUCAGGGCAUCGUACGCGGGGACACACUUUUACCACGCCUUCUCAGACAACGACAGAUCGAGGGGGCUUUUCGGUGCUUUGGUCGUUAGGAAAGCGGAUAAAAUAGAGCCUCAUAAAAAGCUUUACGAUUUCGAUUCCAAAGAUCAUAUUGUGCUUAUAUCUGAGUGGUCAGGAGACUUCACGUACGACGGAAUGGCCAAAAAAGACGUCCCCAAAGCUUUACUGAUAAACGGCAGAGCUCCGAGCGAGCAAGGUUCAAGCCUGACAGUUUACCAUGUUAAACCCGGCAAGAGAUACCGAUUUAGGGCAGCACAUACGGGCGGAUCGGUUGGCUGCCCCGUCAGUUUAUCCAUAGAUAAGCACAUGCUAAAAAUAAUUGAAUUGGAUGGUAACGCCAUCAAUCCGUACGAAGUGAGCAGCGUGCAGCUCGCCAAAGGCGAAAGGAUAGAUUUCGUUUUGAAAGCGUCGGCCGAAAAUGGCGCUUUCUUUUUAAAUGUGAAAUCCAAUUGCGGAAACGAACUCAGUGGUCUGGCAGUUAUCAACUACGAGGCGGUGAAGAAAUCCACAAAGAAUUCAGUUUCGAGAAACGAGAUAGCUAGAAGCUUCAAUACCUCAUUCUGCGACACUCAGAUCGGUAAAGUUUGUUUGCAGGACGUCAAGGCUUUAAUCAAAAUUGACGAAGAGCUGAGGAACCGGGAAGUUGAUCACACUGCUAUCCUCGAAAUCGAUUACAAAUACAGAGAAAAGGAAACUAGUUACGGUGGAUUCACGGACUUGCGGUCAAAAGUUUACAGAGUCAACAAUUACACCUUCAGUUUUCCGUCAUCGCCCUUGCUUACACAAUUUUCGGAUGUUCCCUUUGACGUCAUUUGCAGCCAAUUCGUUUCGCCCCAGCGAUGUAGGGAUCGGAAUGUUUGCGAAUGUGUCCACGUUCAGUUUGUAAAACUCGGAUCUUCGGUUGAGGUCGUUCUGAUCGAUCAGAGCGGCGAUGAAGAGCACGUGUUCCAUUUCCACGGUGUUCACUUUUACGUGGUCGGUUCCAGACAAUUCGAUAGACCAGUAAGUAGGCAAGAAGUGGAGGAUCUGGACAAGACAAAUCACCUUCUCAAGAGAAACCUCCUGAAUCCGGUGAGGAAGGAUACGGUCAGGGUGCCCAAAUACGGGGUCGUUGUGAUUAGAUUCCUAGCGAAAAAUCCGGGAAUGUGGAUGUUACGUGAUGAAAAAUCGGUUGGUUGGACGAAAGGUCUCGACACGGUCUUUCAGUUUGGUGAUAUCGGCGAAAUGGUGGCGACCCCAUCUAAUUUUCCAUCUUGUGGAAAUUACAUCGGACCUGAUUUUUUCUUGCUUUAAGGACUACGGAUUAUGUAUGACUUUUUGAUUCUUGCCCUAUUUAUAAAUAUAGAGUUAAAUCGAAAAGAUUUUCGAUUUGUAUAUAUUAUUAAUAACAAAUGAAGAGAGGAUUUUCCUACCACAACAUUUAUUUUUCUUCAUUUUCUUUUUAUUUUUUUAAUUAUCCUUACGGCGAAGUCCUUUAUUAUUAAAGACACAGAAAUGCCGUUUGCACAUAUUUUUUUCAUAAGGAUAUUGGAAAACAUAAUAGAAAACAUUUCAUGGCUACAUUAAAAAUAAUGAAAAAAUAAAAAUAAGAUAAUGAUACAUAGAGAAAAUAAAUGUUAAAUUGGACUAUCUUAGGAAGCACCUAAAGCCUUACUUUGGGCAAAAAAAAAUCCGCAUCUAAUUUCUUUUAAUAAUUUGCAAUAAAAAAUUAUUUUUCUAAGCCCAGUGAAUGUAUCCGUGUUGUUUUGCAAAAAUUUACCGAAAAAUUAACGUUCGUAGAAAAAGUAUAGGUAUGCAACACGUUUAGUAAAGUUUUUUAGUCACUCGUUUAUUAAACACAUUUGUUGCAUAACAUAAUAUUAUAAAAUCGAAAUAUCUGUCGUAGUACGUUAGAUAUGGUAAUUUUUUUAAUUUUCCCUCGUAUCUCAGAAUCCGUAGGCACAAUUUUUCAAACAUGAAAAAGGUAGAGUGAACAAUGUUCAAACGGCAUCUUCGUAUCUUCAAUAUUAACGGAGUAUCCCAUAAGGACAGAUCGAAAGGACACAUUUUUUGCGAUUUUUUACAGUGUCAUUUAUUGAAAACAAGUGACGACAUCUAAAUAGCAUUUUCUAAAAGUUAAGAAUUUGAGAAUUUCUUUACUGAAGGACAUUUUUUCAUUUUAAAAAUGGGCGAUUUGCUUGGAUUGACUAAACGCCAAGUAAAACAUUUACACAACGUCGUUUGUAUAACGUGAUAUUUCGUGUCGGCGUAUCAUGAAAAUGUAAUAAAUUACGCCCCAAACUAUGUACCUUUAAUUUACUAUAGUUUAGAAACUGUUUACUCUUCCGUAAUAAAACCUGUUGAUUUUAG